Messenger RNA from Geodia barretti, 467 nucleotides. The record is from the annotation of a GenBank genome assembly. Lineage: Eukaryota; Metazoa; Porifera; Demospongiae; Tetractinellida; Geodiidae.
UAGACUAGGAAUGCGCGUGAUAUUGAUUACCUCUUUUUGUGAUCUGAUCUUCAACAACCUAGGACCAGGAAAUGUGUCAUUAUUGUGGUCAAUAAACUUCCUUUUCCACGUGGUGAUUGCUGGGCUAGGCAGCUGAAUCAAUGAUGGCUGCAUCUCCCAUCAUGUCUCCUACUCUCUCAUGUUCCACACACAUGCCCAGGACUGUGCUAUGUCAGACAGCUAGGGUGUCUGUACACGGAGUGCCGUUACUGGGGGACCUCCUGGAGAGAUUAUUCAUUCACAACUACUCCUCUACUGUCUCUAAUGGAAGGAGAGGAGUGGAGUUUGUAGCACAGAGAAUUCUUGAAGAGACUUCGUUAGAACCGAAUUGAUACUAUCUGUUCUCUAUGCUGGUCCAUACCAGCAUCUGUCAAUUCCCAAUGGUGCAUUUUGCAGGUGUUCGUAUUAUUUAUUCACAUUAUGAUGUA